UCUGGUUGAUAUUUCAUAUCUAGUUCAGUGUCCUAAACAGGAUCUUGAGGAGGCAUUUUAUUGACAUUUCUGCUCUUCAUGUAAGCAGAUCUACAUGUUCAUCACCGCAAGAAUUAACUACAGAACAGCUUGAAGAUCUGUUGUCCUCUAAGAGCACUGCUGCUCCCAAGAAAACCAAGGCUACCAAACAGGUGACCGAGGCUGUUGAAGCUUCAGAGGGGCUCGACACACUUGCAAACCUUGCCAUUCUGGGAGAGGGGGAGGCCCUCCUUUCAUCGUCCCAAGCUACCACAAAGCACCCUCGCCAUCGGCCUGGCUGUUCAUGCAUUGUCUGCAUCCAGCCUCCGAGUGGGAAAGGCCCGAAGCACAAGCAGACUUGCACAUGUAAUGUGUGCCUCACUGUAAGGAGGCGUUUCCGCACACUCAUGCUGCGGCGUGAGAAACGACAAUCAGAGAAGGAAGCAGAAACUGCACGUAAGAAAGAGCAGCAGCUCCACCAGUCUCCGAAGGCAGAACCGGAGGAUGAUGAUCCACUACUGAGUAGUAACACAAGUAACAGCAGUUCAAACCCAAAACAACCGCUGGUGAAUGAGACUGUUGAUGAUGAGAACCUCAACAGUAAAAAGCCCUCCUCUUCACCUCUUAAAGGCCAGAUUGACCUAAACAUCCAGCCAGAGAGGGAGGAUGAGCCAUCACCAACAUCAGAUUCAUGUGGCAUGAGGUUGAUCAGAGAUGCCACUGAGAGGUAUCUCAGGGGACAGAGACAGUCAAGUUCUGGCAGUGACGGAGAUCCAAUCACUGAUCAAAUAGAACCCGGCAGAGGUGGAGUGGUGGAGGAGAGGCUUGAUGGUGUUCCUUGUGGUAGUGUUAAUCUUGAUGGUGACAUGGAGCAUCCAGUCACUUUAUCUAUGCCCAUGUCAACAUCAACAUCAACAUCAGCAACGGGCUAGAUCCUUAAGCACUGACAUGUGCCAUGUAACAUUUCAGCGGUUGGGGACAGCUUUGUUGAUCACAUUCACAUCGUACGCCAACAAACUCUGCCUUGACCACAAAAGCAAAUAGCAUUACCUUGUACAUAAAAGAAAAGAGGUAAGAGUUAGAUAACAUGGUCAACACAAAUCGAUGUGUUGUGAUUCUCUUGUUCUUGGAUUGCAAAGAGUGUAGGCAUUGGGGAUAGAGUAGCUCUCUUUUUCUUUCAAGUGUGCUUUUCUCACUGCGCUCAGGACAAAUUUGCAGAUCUCUUGGUGCCUAUCCUUUUUGUUGUAGUUAUUUUUAGGUUAGGGUUUGGGGGGAGACGAUUUGAAGGUCUUAGUACUUUCAACAUUUCUGGUAUGUUCUCUACUUGGUGGUGGUUGCGUUGUGUAACUUGAUCAGCUUUCAUCUCCUGUGCCACUGGGGCUCAUUGGGUUUAUCAGUGAUUAUCAUAAUAUAGAUUUUUUUAA
Macadamia integrifolia is the source of this 1442-nucleotide messenger RNA. Its product is annotated as B3 domain-containing protein Os07g0563300-like. NCBI's taxonomy places the organism in Eukaryota, Viridiplantae, Streptophyta, Magnoliopsida, Proteales, Proteaceae. The record is from RefSeq and is a predicted model, not a curated record. Bases 426 to 950 code for a protein of 174 amino acids. The transcript has 2 exons.